Messenger RNA from Aethina tumida (small hive beetle), 4541 nucleotides. RefSeq lists its product as uncharacterized. The transcript has 3 exons. Lineage: Eukaryota; Metazoa; Arthropoda; Insecta; Coleoptera; Nitidulidae. The record is from RefSeq and is a predicted model, not a curated record. Bases 292 to 4515 code for a protein of 1407 amino acids.
UUCAAAAAGGAUGAAAAUUUCCACAUUUAAUCCUUGUCUUAAAUCUGCUAGACACAUUUUUGAAGACAAUACAAGUGAUCUCAGCCUAGUUUAUACUUCCCUAAAACUACUCGGAGCAAUUACAUUUCUGAUGAUCGUUUCAUUGGCCACUCACAUUCUUUGGACGUAUUGUUUAAGGUGUAGCCUCACUUCAAAAAUGAUCUAUUAAUACAUUCACAAAAACAGUUAAAGUUUAACUAGUUUAAAUUAGUGACAAUACGUUUGUCAAAGUCAAAAUUAUUCAGUGUUACAAUGCAAGACGAAUUCGAACAAGAAUACUGUUUCCAUUGCCAAGAAAGUUGCAGUUACAACCAACGAAGGGUACCAUGUCAAAAAUGUCGAACUUUCGGUUUUCAAUAUAUAAACACAUCUUGUGUAUGCAAAGAUCCAAACAUACCUGAAAAAGACAUUCCGUACGACUACAGACCUAAAGCGAAAAAAACCGUCCGAAUUUGCUCAAAGAACGUAAUUUGUUGCAUUUCCAGAGAACGUUUCAACUCUGGAUAUACCUCGAAUCUUUCUUGGAGUUCAGACAGUGAUAUUUGUACUUGUCCCAGAACAUCUACGCGAAACAAUCACAGAUUUUAUAGUAGAAAUACACCAAGAGCGAUCGACGCCACCUCCUGGUUUGUCGAUUCGACAAUACAGACCGAUCAGUAUUACAAGGACGAAGAAAUAAGUGUUCCCUACGAACCGGAAUUUCAAAGCAUUUAUUUCAAUGAAAACAUGAAACCAACUAACGUGAACAAUCCAAACCACAACGUGGUACUUGUUGAAGAAAUGUUGCCGAUGGUUAUUAACUCCAUUUUAGAAAACGAAAUACAAAAAAAUGCCCGCGUUAAUCAGGACGAAAAAUAUGUUACCACUUGGGAACUGAGCUACGGGAAAAACCAAAAUAUCGGUAAAAUUAUUCCCAAAACUGCGGGUCCGGAAAUUAAGUUAAAUUUCCAUGUGUCGAGACGUGCGAGUGAUUCGGAAGAAUCAAAUAAUGUGACAAACAAAAGGCGGAACAAAAGGCAUAGGAAUCGUAAGGCAAAAUCUGAAUCAGACAAGAGGUCAUUCACAAAGGAAGAAAACUCUGUAGAGUGCCAAUGUGUUCCCGAAAUCGGAUAUAAAUCUAAUGACGAUGAAAAUGCUGACUUGGAGUAUGUGGGUAAAUCUUUGGCAGAUAUAAAUAAAUGUAUAGUUCAACUUGAACAAACUGUGACUAAAAAAGUUAAGGAACAACGUAAACAAGCAAUGGGAAAGGAAGAUGAUCAAUGUAUUGAAGAAGACGAAGAAAUACCAGAAAAUGUAAUCAAGUCUUUAGGAGACAUUGGCAAGUCAAUGACAACUUUAGGGAAAUCGAUAGAAAACAAAGAGAGGGAAAUUGUUUUAAGAGAUGAAUCAGUGGAGACUGGAAAAUCCAUUACACUUAUAGGAAAAUCAAUGGUGUGUUUGGGAAAAUCCUUGACAAAAUUAAAGAAGAAGGACCGCAGAUUAUCGAAGAUUGCUAAAUCGAUGGCAUUUCUGGGAAAGUCUUUGUUAAAAAUGGGAAAUCAACAAGAUUUAAAGGAAAAGGACGAAAAAUUUACAAACGCAAUGACAGUUAUUGGAAAAUCAAUUGGAAGUUUAAGCAAAACUUUUGCUAAAAUGUCUAAAAUUCAGAAACCACAGCUCUUUACGAGUAGCUUAGAAAAUACGAUGCAAAUUCUUCAAAAAUCAGUAAAAAUAAUUAACAAUAAUUGCAGCGAACCCAUAAAUACAGAUAAAGAGAAAGAUGAAGAUGAUUUACAAGAAACUUCCUCUGUUACAGAAUCUUCUUCUAGCGUGAGUCUUUCUCAUGUAGAUAAAGAAAGCAAAAAAUGUUAUUGUAAUUUUUAUUCUUGUACUGGAAAUGACAAUCCGCCUAUUCCCUGUACAUAUUUUGCUAUUUGUCCAAAUAACAAAUCUGAAAUCCAAAAACGGAUAAUAAAGGAGAGUCAAGUUGAAGGAAAACAUUUUAAUCUAGAACUACAUAAUUCUGAUGAUGAUAUUUACUCACGUGUACACAACACACCAACUGAAAUUUCCAUCGGAGGAAACGAAAGUGAAAACUCGUUUUCAAGCACUAUUAUCAAAAUAUCAGUGAACAAAAACAAAAGUAAAAAGAAACGUUCUUCCGGACAUGAUACAGAUGAUACUAAUCUUAAAAAAAUUAACGAUGAUAAUCAAUCGAAAAUAAAAGAGCAAUUAAUUAAAACUGAUCCUAAUUGUGAGGAAACAAAUACAAACAAAAUAGAAAAUUUUAAAGAACACAUAGAUGUAGAAGCAUCAAAUGACGAAAAGAAGUAUUCAGAAAAUAAUGUAGAAGCUGAGAAGCGUUCUUUCGGAGAACAUGAUGCAAACGAUACUAAUCAUAAAAAAAUUAACGAUGAUUAUCAAUCGAAAAUAAAAGAGCAAUUAAUUAAAACUGAUCCUAAUUGUGAGGAAACAAAUACAAACAAAAAAGAGAAUUUUAAGGAACACGGGAAUACUUUCAUAGAUAUACUAGAAGCAUCAAAUGACGAAAAGAAGAAUAUUGAAAAUAAAGUAGAAGUUGAAACUGAUGCACAAAAAAAUAAAAUACCUACAGAAGUUUUGAAAAAUGAAACUCACCCUAAUGCCAUAAAUUCAAAAAAAUCAAUUGUAGAAUCGCAUGAUUUAGAGCCGAAACACAGUAAGGAUCCAAAUGCAAAAACUAUAGAAUGUUGUGAUUUAGCAAAUGUAGAUUUUGAAAACAAAGUAAUAGAUAUACUUGAAACGAUUAAACAACAUCAAGCCAAUUGUAAACCAAAAUUGAACUCACAAAAGGACCAAGAUAUUCAAACUCCACCAGAAAUUAACAAAAAAUCUACGAAAAUUGCAGAAAACGAUGACAAUAACAACAAACUAUUAGAAGAAAAACAUAAACGAGCUACACGAAGAAGUUUUAAUCAAGUCGUCAAUGUGUCAAAGUGUUUACCUGACACGAAACAUUACAAUAAAAAAUUUAAAGUAACUCUGGCUUUUCCGAAGGAAAAAGACAAUUUUAUACAGAAAAAAGUUCCCGAAAAUAACAUCGAAAUUGAGUUGAAUUCCGUUAACGAACUCAGAAACUUGUUAAACAAAAUCUCAAUUUCCGGAAACCAAAUGGAAGAAACAUUGUUUCCUCAUUUUUCCAAAGUGUAUGACAUUAAAUUUCCUAAGGAUCCUUGGCAAAGAAAUGACUCGCAAAAAGCUAAAAUAUUUACAAAACUGUUAAACAGGUUACGUCUUGUACAAGUGAAACCUGUCGAAUUGGAAAAUAAAAAGUUGUCCAAAGUUGGAAGUGGAGAUGAGAAAGAAUCUACUUCGAUUAAGAAUAGAAAAAAAAGUUCGAAAAAGAAAACAACGGGACACAUUUCCAUAGUAGACAUGACAGAAGGUCUGAAGAAAGACAUUGAUAAACUUCUUAAGGAUAUUGAUGCUUCAACCGUUGAGAACAAUCCGAAAAGGCGAGAACAAAAGAGCAGUUCCAAAGUACAAUCAAGAGACAUAAAACGACCGAGAAAAUGUUCCUUGGUUCCCUUCAGUAAGUCGAGAGACUCGGUAGAAUUGAUAGAAAUACAGCCUUAUCGCAUUCAAAAAACAACAUUAAGACUUGAACCGAGACACACAUCCUGUAAGCAAUUGGUCGAAUUAUAUAGAAAAAAAGAGGUUAGUAGCAUUUGUAAGGGAGAAAAACUACCAGAGCAACACGAAAAAAAAGAGAAAAAAACUGCAGUAAAAAAUUUGAAUGUUAAAUACAGUUGGACUGAAGUAUUAAAAUCAAUAGUCACAAAACAUUCCAAUAAGAAGGAAAAAAGAAGGUCCAGCGAACUUAUGGUUAAAAAUGAGCUGGCAAUUAUGAAGGAAGAACAGUCAAAACUAGAAAUGGAAUGUGUUGAUUCCUCGAAGAAAGAAUUGGUCAAAGUAAUGUACGUAAAUGACAAACCUAAGAAACGGAAACACCCAUAUUGUCUUGAAACACAAUACACGGUCAAUUUUGUUUUCGUUGGCGACCAUUCUGACGUAUUAGAAAGCUCCGAGACACCUUUCAGGUACACCACCUUGACAGACAACGACGAAUCGUGUGGAGAUUUCAUUAGAACCGAAAAGUACGUUAAACCGGAUCCGUUAUACGUAAAUUUGGGUAUAUACAAUAAAACUGAAUGCAAUUUUAUACCUCGGAAACCGGACGGUUUGGUGGAAGCGAAAAAUUUGAUGCAGAUUAUCAAGAAUUUCGAAGUGUACAAGGCCAGGGAAAUGGCAACGGAAAAACUAGUCAAAGAUGAUUUCAGAAAAUCUCUUCUACAAUAUAGACCAUUUAAAAAUUGCCGCAAAAAACGCAGCAAAUAUGUUGUAAGAAGGAGACAAAAAUAUGUCGUACGCCGACUGGUCAUAAAGGAGAUUAGUUUGUAUCACAUAUCAUCUGUGACGCUAUUGUUUAUUUCUAUUUAUUUAGUAUUGUGCUUCUAAAUAACUAAUAAAAAUGUUCGUUUUAA